GAUUCACUGAGACUUUUCAGCAACCAGCGCAAACUUCCAGUCACCAUGAAGGCCAUUGCUCUCAUCGCUACCCUAGCAGUCGUCCUCACCUUCGCAAGCGCAGGCUAUCUCGGAGGCUACGGUGGACUCGGUUAUGGUGGCCUCGGCUUCGGUGGCGGCUAUGGUUUGGGCUACGGCGGCUACGGCUUGGGCUAUGGCGGCUACGGUGGUUACGGUGGUUACGGUGGCUAUGGAGGUUACGGCGGUUAUGGCGGUUACGGUGGUUAUGGCGGUUACGGCGGUUACGGUGGCUACGGUGGCUACAGCGGCUACGGCGGCUACGGUGGCUAUGGCUACAAGGGUUAAUUACUGAAGAAAACAAAGGGAUCGAAAGAAGGACAGUUCAAAUGCUUGUUACAACGUUGCGAAAAAAUACCAAGGAAGCCAAUGAGGCUACAAGACGGGUAAUAAAGUUCUCUA
This is a messenger RNA of Rhipicephalus microplus (southern cattle tick), 459 nucleotides long. RefSeq lists its product as uncharacterized. The record is from RefSeq and is a predicted model, not a curated record. Lineage: Eukaryota; Metazoa; Arthropoda; Arachnida; Ixodida; Ixodidae.